GCUCGCCGGCUCGUCCCUAGAGCGAUCAUCGUUACAAUCAUCAUAUGCUGUAUUGUGUAUGUGUUGGUUGCUGUCGCAUUCGUCCAUUUGGCGCCGCUUGCCAGUGUGAAUAUGAACGCGCCUUUGGCUACAGCUUUUGAAGCGCGAGGAGCGACAGUCUUGGAAUUUGUUGUUUCCCUCGGGGCUGUUGGCAAUACCAUGACGUCAGUGAUGUCAUCCAUGAUUGUUCAGCCGCGCAUCAUGCUACGGAUGAGCAGUGACGGUCUUCUCCCGAGAUCGGUACAAAACCGAAA
Messenger RNA from Perkinsus marinus ATCC 50983, 293 nucleotides. Its product is annotated as cationic amino acid transporter, putative. Gene Ontology annotation, cellular component: membrane. The transcript is spliced from 3 exons. Lineage: Eukaryota; Perkinsozoa; Perkinsida; Perkinsidae. Gene Ontology annotation, biological process: amino acid transport; transmembrane transport. The record is from RefSeq and is a predicted model, not a curated record. Gene Ontology annotation, molecular function: amino acid transmembrane transporter activity. The annotation marks the transcript as partial.